AUGUCGAUCUUCUACUGCGUGGUGGCCAACGCGCACUGCCCGCUGGCCGAGUACAGCAAUGGAGGCGACAAGGCCAUGAACGAGUUCGCGCAGAAGCUGCUCAAGAAGCUCAACCUGGCCGAGGACGCCGUCGAGGCCAUGGACUGCGACGGCAAGACGUACAGCUACCGCGUGGACAACGAGGUGGCCUACGUCUGCGUCACCAAUGCCGCGUUCGGCAAGAGCUCGGCGGCGCUGUUCCUCAAGCACAUCAACCAGCUCUUCGACAGCCAGUUCGGUAUUCGUGGCAAGGCGACGAAGCUCAAGCUCGACAUGAACAGGGACUUUGCACCCACGCUGAAGAAGCAAAUGGAAACCUUUUUGUCGGAUAAAGGGGCGGAGAAGCUGCAGGCUCUGAAGAAGGACCUGGACAAUGUGAAGAACAACGUCCAGGAGAACAUCAGCAAAGUGUUGGAACGCGGAGAUAAAAUCGAGCUGCUAGUGGACAAGACGGAUCAACUGAACUCUCAGUCUGCUGCAUUUGCUCAGUCGAGCAAGAAUCUCCGUCGGCGCUUGUGGUGGGAAAACGUCAAAAUGAAUAUUGCGAUCGGAGCACUAGUCGUGCCCGACCAAGUAAUGACUGAGAGCAAUGUCGUGCUCAUUGCGCCUUGA
This is a messenger RNA of Phytophthora sojae, 651 nucleotides long. RefSeq lists its product as hypothetical. The coding region runs from base 1 to 651 and encodes 216 amino acids. The transcript is spliced from 6 exons. The record is from RefSeq and is a predicted model, not a curated record. Gene Ontology annotation, biological process: vesicle-mediated transport. Gene Ontology annotation, cellular component: membrane. NCBI's taxonomy places the organism in Eukaryota, Oomycota, Peronosporomycetes, Peronosporales, Peronosporaceae.